Molecule: messenger RNA, 1956 nt
Organism: Sardina pilchardus (European sardine)
Lineage: Eukaryota; Metazoa; Chordata; Actinopteri; Clupeiformes; Clupeidae
Exons: 3
Coding region: 178-1644 (488 amino acids)
Source: RefSeq, a predicted model, not a curated record
AAGAGCUCCCAGCAGAUGUGAUCAGUCAGUCGUAUACCUCACACAAACACACUCAAGGAUACACAGUACGAGGCACCAACCAGUCAGGACGUUCACACCUGUGGAACAAACUGAUACAGCAGAUUACAACACAGGAGAGUGGAUAACCGGCCCUACAAGAGGUUCCUUGGAGAGAAGAUGGAACAUGUCCAGAUCAUGCUUGCAGCUGGGGCGCCCAUCUCAAUUGUGGCCGUGGGCUUAACAGUGCUCACCUGGAGAAUUGUGAUCUCAGACAUAGUCACAGCGAUAGCCGGGGCGAAUGUUAGACUAGCUGAAGGUAUUCUUCAAACCAUGGUCAGGACUGUGGUCACGAGAUGUGUAAAUCUAGCUGGAGGUUUGGAUCCUGUCAAAGAGAAGGGACUUGCAUCUCUUGUGGUCUCUGAGUAUGGCGCUGUAGGAGCAGCACUAGGUGGAGCAGUUGGUGGAGCUGUUGGGGGGACAGUGAAUACCCUCCUGGGGGAUGUGCUCCCGGUAUUCGGACAGGCAACUGGGGUCGCACUGGGUGUAGUUUUGGGUAGGAUAUUUGGCCAGGCAUUCACCAGCGAAAUCCUGAGAAGGAACGCAAUAACAGACAAAGGCAUCGCAGGGCCACUAGGGGGCGCGUUAGCGGGCGGCUUUGGAGCAUUGUUUGGCCUCAUGGCAGGAGGGGUUAUUGGAGGCUUUAUGGGAGCACUGCUAGGGGCUGUUGGAGGGAAAUAUUUAGGCAAUUGGUUGAAGAAGACAUUUCUUGGAGGACAACAAUGUUUCAUUUCAGUGCUUUCAGCCAUAGCCGUAGGACUUAUCACAUCCUUAGGACACAUCACAACAAUCUUUGGAGUCAUCGGGCUGCUUGGGAGCUUGGUGGCAAUCCUGGUGGUGCUCACGGUAUCCAACAGACGACAUACAUCCAAAGCUACCCACACCUCUACCAACGUGCAAGAAGCAAAGGGAGAAGAACACAGCAAUCAAGCGGAGAAUGAGAAGGGGAUAAACAUUAUCGACCAGAAACUUGUUUGGCAAUAUUUUGCCUUGAUGCUUUCAGCUCUGGGGCUCAUCACAAUACUGUUUACAGGUGUAACGGCGGCCUUAACCCUCGUAAGCUUAGCAGUUAUCGCAGCGGUGCUAGAACUAUUCAGUGGUGCACACGAAUCCAAGGGUUCGUCAGAAGUCGUCACAGCAGCCAAGAGCAUUGUGGAACCUGCUGUCACAAGCUGUGGAAAACUAGACGAACUUUUGAAGCAAGUCGUAAGACAGAAAGUAACACCAAUCGUGCUCUCUAAGCGUGAUGGAGAUGCUUGCACCACCGGGGGAGCCAUAGGUGGAGCUGUGGGUGGAACUAUUGGUGGGGCAGCAGUCUCACUCUUGAAAGUGAUACAUCCAGUCUUUGGGCAGGCAGUAGGCGGGGCCCUGGGGGUAACGGUCGGUUGGAAAAUCGGCAAAGCGUUCACCACCGACAUCCUGAACAGGAACGGGCAGAUGGACAAACAUGCUGCAGGGGCAUUAGGUGGCGCGAUAGGGGGGAACAUUGGGGCGUUUUUUGGCUUCAUGACGGGAGGAGUUGUUGGCGGUUUAAUUGGAGGUGUGAUUGGCAUGAUGGGAGAUAGGUACUUAGGGAUCAGGAGUUAACUUCUUUGAAAAUAUGUUUGUAGUUUAUUAGCAUUAAGGAUGUUUCCUGUACAGGAGUUAUUACAGACUACAGACUAUUACUAUUAUAAAGUGGAGAAGAAGCAGUGGGUUGAGGGUUACUGAUGUUAAAUUGUAAUCCAUUUUCUGGUCUUGACCCUACAAUUGUAUGUUAUAAAAUGUACAUUAUCAUAAGAGUCUUUGAGUUAUUAGCAGAAUCUCAUUUAAAUGUGGAAAUUAAACCAUAUUAUUCAGACUCUCACGUCAACUGCAAUUUAGUUUUGUCUUUACUACUGUUGUGGUGUUUGACAUUCA